Molecule: messenger RNA, 2454 nt
Organism: Gorilla gorilla gorilla (western lowland gorilla)
Lineage: Eukaryota; Metazoa; Chordata; Mammalia; Primates; Hominidae
Gene: SPIB
Product: Spi-B transcription factor
Exons: 5
Coding region: 1005-1796 (263 amino acids)
Biological process (GO): cell differentiation; regulation of transcription by RNA polymerase II
Cellular component (GO): nucleus
Molecular function (GO): DNA-binding transcription factor activity, RNA polymerase II-specific; sequence-specific DNA binding
Source: RefSeq, a predicted model, not a curated record
AACCUGCACCCGGGGUCCCCACCUGCACUGCCCCUCUGUGGGGCCUCACCCAUGGGCAGUGGUUUCUCUGCUCCUCACGGCCGGUGGGUGGGAGUGGAGGGGAGGGGUCCGCUCUGUCUCUUGCCCCUUCUGGUUCUGUUCCCUCUUCACUUCGGACUCUCCAUCCCCCCAGUUCCUAUCUUUCCUGGUCCCCAAAGAUCUCAUUUCCCCGGGACACUUGCUAGCAUGUCCUCACUGGGACUCUCCUCCAUCCUCCCAGUCCUUGUCCUUCCUGGUCCCCAAAGAUCUCAUUUCCCCGGAACACUUGCUAGCGUGCCCUCCUGCGGGCGUCCUCCGUGGCUCUCACUCUGUCCAUCCUCCCGUCUCCCCGAGUUCCCGUAUCUGUUCGCUCUGUAUCUGGCAUCUCCCAGCUCUCAACAUUCUGCCUGUUGCUCUCUGUCUCUCUGCCUGUCUCUGUGUCUCCGUCUCCAGUUCUCGCUCUCCCUGCCUUGUGGUCUCCUUCUGCCUCACCCUCACUCUCAGUGCCUCCAUCUGGGGCUCCAGGAAUCCUCCCCGCCUCUGUGCGUGAAUGUCCCUUUGCACACCUUUCUCUGUGUCCCACCUCUCCUUGAGCCUCCUCAUCUGAGUCUUCUCCGGGCUUCCCCCUCUCCACCCAGACAUCUCUCCAUCCCUCUCCUCUGGUCCAAGCUGGACUCAACUGACUCGCCACCAAGGCCGCACUUGACCCAGGCCCCCUCUCCAUCCCCACACCUCCUUUCCGGGACUUUCUCUCCCUCACUUUCCCUGCCCCUCCCCACCAGGGUGUCUAUGCAAAUCCUGGGGAGGAGGGGGACAUUUGCCUCCCCCCCACCCCCCACUUCCUGUCCCAGCAGGGGGUAGUGGGGGAGUCCGGUGAAUGUGGUGGGGCUGGUCCCUCACACAGGGCUGCGGUGGUCACAGCUGCUGCCGCCUCCCCAUCAGCCCCCAACCACUUUGAGAUUCAGGUGGCUGGAGGCAGCCUCGGCAUGCCCCUGUGUCUCUCCCCCUCCAGGCUCGACGGGCCACACUUCAGCUGUCUGUACCCAGAUGGCGUCUUCUAUGACCUGGACAGCUGCAAGCAUUCCAGCUACCCUGAUUCAGAGGGGGCUCCUGACUCCCUGUGGGACUGGACUGUGGCCCCACCUGUCCCAGCCACCCCCUAUGAAGCCUUCGACCCGGCAGCAGCCGCUUUUAGCCACCCCCAGGCUGCCCAGCUCUGCUACGAACCCCCCACCUACAGCCCUGCAGGGAAUCUCGAACUGGCCCCCAGCCUGGAGGCCCCGGGGCCUGGCCUCCCCGCAUACCCCACGGAGAACUUCGCUAGCCAGACCCUGGUUCCCCCGGCAUAUGCCCCGUACCCCAGCCCCGUGCUAUCAGAGGAGGAAGACUUACCGUUGGACAGCCCUGCCCUGGAGGUCUCGGACAGCGAGUCGGAUGAGGCCCUCGUGGCUGGCCCCGAGGGGAAGGGAUCCGAGGCAGGGACUCGCAAGAAGCUGCGCCUGUACCAGUUCCUGCUGGGGCUACUGACGCGCGGGGACAUGCGUGAGUGCGUGUGGUGGGUGGAGCCAGGCGCCGGCGUCUUCCAGUUCUCCUCCAAGCACAAGGAACUCCUGGCGCGCCGCUGGGGCCAGCAGAAGGGGAACCGCAAGCGCAUGACCUACCAGAAGCUGGCGCGCGCCCUCCGAAACUACGCCAAGACCGGCGAGAUCCGCAAGGUCAAGCGCAAGCUCACCUACCAGUUCGACAGCGCGCUGCUGCCUGCAGCCCGCCGGGCCUGAGCACACCUGAGGCUCCCACCUGCGGAGCCGCUGGGGGACCUCACGUCCCAGCCAGGAUCCCCCUGGAAGAAAAAGGGCGUCCCCACACUCUAGGUGAUAGGACUUACGCAUCCCCACCUUUUGGGGUAAGGGGAGUGCUGCCCUGCCAUAAUCCCCAAGCCCAGCCCGGGCCUGUCUGGGAUUCCCCACUUGUGCCUGGGGUCCCUCUGGGAUUUCUUUGUCAUGUACAGACUCCCUGGGAUCCUCAUGUUUUGGGUGACAGGAUCUAUGGACCACUAUACUCGGGGAGGCAGGGUAGCAGUUCUUCCAGAGUCCCAAGAGCUUCUCUGGGAUUUUCUUGUGAUAUCUGAUUCCCCAGUGAGGCCUGGGACCUUUUUAAGAUAGCUGUGUGUCUGUAAACCCUGAAUCUCAUCUGGGGUGGGGGCCCUGCUGGCAACCCUGAGCCCUGUCCAAGGGUCCCUCUUGUCAGAUCUGAGAUUUCCUAGUUAUGUCUGGGGCCCUCUGGGAGCUGUUAUCAUCUCAGAUCUCUUCGCCCAUCUAUGGCUGUGUUGUCACAUCUGUCCCCUCAUUUUUGAGAUCCCCCAAUUCUCUGGAACUAUUCUGCUGCCCCUUUUUAUGUGUCUGGAGUUCCCCAAUCACAUCUAGGGCUCCUCCAAGA